This is a messenger RNA of Spirometra erinaceieuropaei, 15863 nucleotides long. NCBI's taxonomy places the organism in Eukaryota, Metazoa, Platyhelminthes, Cestoda, Diphyllobothriidea, Diphyllobothriidae. The record is from the annotation of a GenBank genome assembly.
AUGCAACACGCACACCUGUUGACCUUUGUUAUUUCCAACGUGGCCAUGGACGCCGCGGCUGACGAUGGAUCUUAUUCCGUCUCCUCCUCCUCCUCCUCCUCCUCCUCCUCUAAUCGGGGUCAGGGAAGUGGUCAGUCGUACUUAUCUCACCGAGCCUCUCGUUUUGCGUCCGUCUGUAACACACCUGCUACUCCCAAUCAGCGCGCUGUCUGCCGUGUUGCUGGGGUCAACUAACCCCGCUUUUUGUGCAGACAGCCCGCUCUGACUUACUCCUCUCCCCUUUUUAAGGCUCACAUUGACCGCAUUUCCCCAGCUGACCUCCGUGAUGAGGAUAGCGAGAUCAUCUUAGCCAUCGGAUUUGGCCCUGACCUCCUAAAAGAAGUCUACCCGGAGGCCUCCAAGAGGGGUGUCGAAUCCUUCAAUUACAAAGCACGUACCUUCAAAGGUGGCUCUAUGCCGGCGACUGGUAGGUUCGAGCGGGAUUGCCGCCUCACUCGCCUUCCUUUAUGCCCGUUUUCCUACCAUUUCUCUUGUUCUAGUCAGCCUGCAUCCCAUUGUACACCUUGGAUAAUCCUUUCCAUCGUCGGUUUCGCUAGCACGGUAAUUGCAUCUAUGCAAAUAUUUGCCUAGAUCUGUCGCUAUUAUACUGUGGGACUCGUUUUAGUGCCUAGUGCCCCGUUACUUUCCGUUUAUCUUCCUCUCUGGCGCUUGCCCGCAUGAACUUGAGUGUGGCUGUGAACGUCUGCACUGGUGACGGUAAUCCAUCUAAAGCGUAUAUUUCAACCACUGUUAAUGUCUCUACUUGCCGGAAAUCCUCCCCAACUUUCUAGCCGGUCAAAGUCCAGCUCGGGCGGGAUGACAUCCGGGAGUGUUCCUCCUUUGGGUCCACUUAGCAGGGCUUGCUAGCGGGGAGGAAUUACACAAGUUGGGAUCCCUGUCCUAUGUCCGUUCGACCGCCGUGAACGACAAUACCCACCGUACUCCCCAACGUUUGGUGCGUACAGGACGGUUCCUGUCUCCUCCGUCGUCUCCUGGAGAAUUGUGGUGGUUAAGACCCCACCAAUAUUUUACCUGCUGCUGAUAGUUCGGCCAUCUUGAAGAAGGAGACACGAUCGCCGGGACAGGAGCUUUAUUAGCCUGACGUUUCGGAUUCCUACUCGACUCCAUCAUCAGAGACAAAAGAGCAGAAACGGGUGAUUGUUGCACAAGGGGCUGCGGUAUUUAUAGGAUGCAGCAGCCAUGCUACCGCAUACCUAUGAACGUUCACGGCUUCCGCCUUCAUCCGGGAUUGUCACACUUGGUGUGAUCAUUGCUUGAUGGCCGACAUUCGAGUCGAUAAUUGCUGCAAUUUCAUCACGUGCGUUGGAUGUUGGCGUGAUGAUUGCUCGACCAUCUGACGCGUUGACCCGCGUGUUGGGAAGAGUGUUCACCAGUGCGCUCCCCGCGUGGCCAAUUGCUCCGCCUAGACGAAGUCUCAGCACGCUGUAUUGAAUGGGAAGAUCGUUGCACUUGUUGAUGGAUUGGGGGCCAGUAAACCAUGAUUCCAGUAGCUCCCGGCUCACUCGGUUGUCACCUCUUGCGAGCAUUUCGGCCUCAUCGAAUUUAAAUGUGUGGCCGGAUCUCGUCGAAUGAGCCGCAACUUGAGAGCUGGCGUCAUUUCUCCGCACUGCUGCAGCGUGUUCGGCCACUCGCGUUUUGAGCUGUCUUCCGGUUUCUCCGACGUAGUUGCUUUGUCCGCAACUGCACCAGAUCCGAUAAACGACUCCAGACGUUUCUUGCCGUGGCAGUGGGUCUUUUGGUUUCAUCAAUUGACGCCUGAUGGUUGCCUCUGGCCUGUGUGCCACUCCAACGCCACCAGCGUCCGAAACGUUCUUGACAUAUGGAAGCGCUCGCCAAACUUUAGUGUCCGUGCAGUUAGACCUUUCGUCCCUUUUGCGUAUGCACCGGUCGACGAAGUUGCGCGGGUAGCCAUUGGCUUUGAAGACCCGUCGGAGGUAUUGUAGUUCAGCAAUUUUGUCUUCCGGCUCACCGCAGUGCGUUUCGACACACCGAUAGAGCGUCCUUACACAACUGCGUUUGUGGCUGAUUGGGUGGUUACUGUUGAAGUUCAGUACUUGCAUCGCAUUUGUCGCUUUCCUGAACACUUUGGUCUUUAAUCCACCACAAUCCUUGCGGCAUACGAGGACAUCCAGGAAGGCCAGCUGCUUGUUCUCUUCCUCCUCCAUCGUAAAUUGAAUGUCCAGGAAGACGGCGUUGAGAUGUUCUUGGAAUGUCAACACCUGAUCCCGUUCGAUGACGACGCAGGUAUGUAUCAUCCACAUACCGGGCCCAGAAUUUCGGUCUGUGGUGUUGGAAGACCAGCGACUCUAACCGUUGCAGGACCGCCUCGGCGAUGAAUCUCGAAAUCGGCGAACCCAUUGGUGUGCCCUUCACCUGUUCGUAGAUUGUCCCGUCGAACCUGAAGUACGUCCUGAGACAGAGCUUCAGGAGCUGAAGGAUUUGGGCGUGUCCAAGACGGUUCUCCGUUUCAUCGUAUUUGCUUUGUAGUAGCAGUUGAAUUGUCUCGAUCGCCAGGUCCUGGGGAAUAAAAGUAAAAAGGGAUGUAACAUCAAAAGAUACCAUGACCUCAUUUGAAUGGAUGCUUACCCCUUUGAGUUUUUCCAGGAAUUGUGCUGACAAAGAGACCGUGGCGUCUGACUCAGCGGUCAGGAACUUGAGACGCCGGAACAGCCACUUAGCCAGUCCGUACGUUGGAGUCCCUUUGAGCGACACGAUGGGUCGGAGAGGAGCGCCGUCUUUGUACACCUUAGGGAGGCCAUAGAAUCGGGCCAAAGCCGUAUCUUGGGGUCCCGCCAUGCGUCUGUCGGUCGGUGUUAUUGCACCUGAGUUCUCCAGGGCCAACAACGUAGCAUUAAUUUCGCGUGUCAGCGCCUUUAAAGGGUUCGUUGCACACGGGACAUAGAACUGUCGGUCCUCCAGUAAACCUUUGGCUUUUUGAAGGUAGUCUGUCCUGUCCAGUACAACUGUGGCGCGUCCUUUGUCCGCUGGCACGAUGACCAGGUCUUUGUCGGCCUUGAGUUCUCUAAGCGCAUCACGUUCGACCUUGGAAAGCACUUCCCGCGGCCUGUGGGCCAUCAGGAAAGACGACACUUGGUGUCGGAUGAGGUUCUUAGUCUCCUCCGUUGCCUCCGUCUGACAAAGGAUUGAUUCCACUGCUGCAAUCAUGUUAACAGGUUUGGCGUCAGCCGUGUUAAAUGAAGCUCCGUGCCGUAAAACCAGCAUCUGAUCUUUCGUCAGCUCCUUUGAUGACAGGUUGUGCACCCGUUUGUCGUUUCUGGGCGACGUUGGAUUGGGCAGCUUUCGAAAUUUGUUCUCCAGUGCUGCGUCGCGUAUCGUGCUCUGUUCGCGGGCUUGUUCAGCUAUCCUCCGCCGGAGCAGAUUCGUACCGAUUUCACCCAUGAACUCACAGCAUCUGGUCUUUUCUUGGUCAAUCCUUUGACGGUACUUACGAAGUGUCGCUUGGCAAUCUUGGAGGAGCACUCGGAUCAUCCUUCUGCCGUGCUGAAAUACUGCUCGCCUCGCCAAAUCCGUGUUAACCGGUGGCUUGUAUGAAACACAUUAUUGUCGAGACACCUGUGCAGAAACCGGAUCUGCGAAUACGUAGAGGCCUCUCGAAGGGCGAAGGUUUCCCAUCGCCGGACCGGUCGGAGCGUAUCGCGCCCAAAUACAUUGCCAAUAGAAGCGAAGAGCCGAGUCCCAGGAAGUAGUCUUGAAGAAGGAGACACGAUCGCCGGGACAAGAGCUUUAUUAGCCUGACGUUUCGGAUUGUCUCUGAUGAUGGAUUCGAGUAGGAAUCCGAAACGUCAGGCUAGCAAGUCACAGUUCCUGCUCUCACCCUGAUGUGGAACAGACGGUGGACAUUGUCGGUAACGAUGGCCACGAAAUGUGACUCGUGGUUACUCGUUGCAUAAAUAAUCGGGGAGACAAGUUGGGUGAUUGAAACACAGCCCCAUCGACCGAAUACUUCCUGAAAAUUGAUAGCUUCUGAACACGCAAGACAUGUCUCACAUUCUUGAGGAAGAAGACACGAUCGCUGGGACAAGAGCCUAAUUAGCCUGACGUUUCGGAUUCCUGCUCGAACCCAUCAUCAGAGACAAAAAACAGAUACGGGUGGUUCAUGAAUAAGGGGCUGCAGCAUUUAUAGGACGCAGUCGCCAUGCUACCGCAUACCUAUGAAUAUUCACGGAUCCUUGCACGUGAUGUGAUGACUGUUUGAUGGCCGACAUUUGCGUCGUUUAUUGUUGCAAUCUCAUCACGUGCGUUGGAGCUGUCGGGACCUGCUUGAGUCAUGGUUUACUGGCCCCCAAUCUAUUAACAAGCGCAAUGAUUUUCCCAUUCCAUACUCAGUGCUCACCUCGCCUAAGCAGAGUAAUUGGCCACGCGGGGAGUGCACAGGUGGAUACUUUUCCCAACCCCAGGGUCGGUGGGUCAGAUGGUCGAGCCAUCAUCACACCAACAUCCAACGCACGUGAUGAAAUUGCAGCAAUUAACGACGCGAAUGUCGGCCAUCACACCACGUGCAACGAUCCAUGAUGAAGGGGAGGGAGCCGUGAAUAUUCAUAGGUAUGCGGUAGCAUGGCCACUGCAUCAUAUAAAUACUGCAGCCCCUUGUGCAUGAACCACCCCUGUCUGCUUUUGCCUCUGAUGAUGGGUUCAAGCAGGAAUCCGAAACGUCAGGCUAAUAAAGCCCUUGUCCCAGCGAUCGUGUCUCCCUCUUCAAGACUGCUUCCUGGAACUCGUCUCUUCGCUUCUCUUGACAAUGUCUCACAUUUUUACUAAGAGGACUGUCCCUCGCAUCUUGGCAGUUUGCCUUUCUGACUGAUCUGACUUCAAGGUUUCAGUUUAGUCGGGCGAAAAUCGCCGCCUGGCUGAUAUCGAUGGUAAAUUCCCUUUUUUGCCCUGUCGGAUGGGCCUAAGGCAGCGAAAGCUGUCUGCUCUCUGCCCUGACCGACCUCAAAACCGCGGUCGGGUGUGUUUUUGGAGGAUCUGCGGGUUCGACUGCAGCCCCAACACCGAUACCAAACCGUUGUUUUGAUCCCGGCUAGUAUUUAAUGCGUCCCGAUAGGGGUUCCGCGUUAAACACCCAAGAGGGAAAGUUUCACUCGCAAUUUUAAUACGUCAGGCAAAGGCCACACUAAAGCGUUUAUUUAAUAACAGGAUACCCCACGUCAGUUAGUGGCUUGUUGUCAGUGUUCAGGCUUUUUUCACUGAAGAUCGUAAUGCAGAUACGACACAAGUUACGCACUAUUUCGUAUUAACAUCGGAAAAGCUGGUGACUGUUUUUUUUCCGUUUCCGCGAUACUUCAUUGUUCCCUCUUUUUCAGGUGGUGACAUCUGGAUCCACGCCAGCUGUGCGGAGUACGGAAAGCUGUUCGAACUCUCACAGGCUAUUCAAUCUGAGGUCCCGCAAAAGGCGAUAGAGAAGACGGAAGAGGUCUAUGGUUUCCGCUACCAAAACGGAAGAGAUUUGAGUGGUUUCAUUGAUGGUAAAUGUUGCAGUUAGCUGCGAGCUAUUUUGGAAUGGCGAUGAAGCCCCAGCGCACGUGUUUAUGCGACUUUUUAAGUAUACAGCAAUAUUUUUCGAGUAACAGCACGUUUAUUUAUAACGUCGACGCUCGAUAAAUGUCGUGCAUCUUAUCUGAAGUACGCACUAUGUGUUUUGUAGACUUUAAGCGAAAGCGAACAGAAAAGUAAUAUUUAGAAUGAGAGUAAGUGAGCAGCCUCAUGAAGUGUGAACGGAAAUUCUGAAAUGUGAUUUCGAUUUGAAAGGAUGGUCAGAUAUGGUUAUGUAGCCCCACUUGAAGUAAUAACAACCCCAGCCACCUGUAAUACGGGACCGGUGGUAAUAAGGGUUUUUACUCGUGGGACCGGGGAGCGCACAGGCGACGAGGCCAAGUUGUUGUAUGCAAAAGAAAAGCUAUUGGGAAUUCGCGGUUAUACUUUGAGUGGUUGAGAAAUAGUUACCCUAACCCCAACAGCAUUUUGUCCAUCACGUGGGGCUACAUAACCACAUCUUACCGAAAGGAUUACUUAACUGGGAUUGUAAUAUUGAUUACGUGCGGAAUAACUAAGAAAUAUUUCGGUUACAUCAGGACAUCCGUUUUUGAAUGUCCUUUUUUCCUGUCUUUUUCAAAAACCGCACCUGUUAAAAUGACCAGUUAAGUAGUAUGGGGCUUUUCUAUUAAGUUUCGGCGUCCCCAUACAUCCAAAUAUUUUAUAGAAGAAAUUCGCAGAAACAUUCUUUUGGCGUUUACCUAGUAGCAAAUUGCGUCUUCCCCUAACUUUUUAAUGAACUUUGAAAAGUUUUUUCAUUUGCACACAAUUUCGAAUCCGAUUUGCCAUUUCAUUUGCUCUAGGAGUUUUGGAAAUCUAUGCUGUGUACUUUCAAUGUAAAAGUCAUACAUUUAUCUGAAUUAUUAAGGAAAUGUCUUAUAGGACUCACAACAAUUUACGAUAGGUGUGGAACAUGUAAAAUUAACAAGCAGCAUUAAUACAUGGUCAGACACGAUUUUGCAUGAGUAGACAUUAGGCAGUCCUUUGUAAAGCCGGAAGAUACCAUGUACAGUGAGUGACUGAUCUCAUGAAAUGCUGGCUAAAAUUCUGAAAUGCGUUUUCGAUUAGGAAAGAUUACUUGGUCGCGGUUGUGAUACUGAUUAUCUUGCGGCAUACUCAUAACAUUUCGGACUCGGCAGGAUGUCGGCUUUUAAAUGCACUUCUUUUCAACCUCCUGUAGAAGGUGUGCUUGGCAAAAAAUGACUACUUAAGUAGCAUGCAUUUUUCCCAUUGAUUUUCGAUGGUCGUGGAAAUUGAAAUAUAUUUUAUAAAAACCACGAACAAAAAUACGCUUUCUUUUAGUCAAUCAAUAGAGAAUCACGUCUUUAUAUUUUAUACUUAAAGAAGGAGUUUACAUAGGUUUUAAAAAAGUUUUUCAAUUGCCGAACUAUUUGGAGCCUGAUCAUUCGUUGCAUUAGCGCUUAGUGAUUACACUCUACAAGGUGCAUUCGUUCCGCGUAAAGAAAAUCACAUAUUUUUCUAUGCCAUUAAAGAGACAUCAUACAGAGUCCAUAAAAUUUUGCAAUUAAUGCGGACUAUGUUGUACAUUCCAUGAGGAGCAGUGGUAAACGUUCAGGUACGAUGCUAUGUGGAUGGACAUUUCGCGGUCUUAAAAAACCUCAUAAUUAGAAACUUUUUUAAAACCUUAAGUAUGAAAUAUAAAGAAGACGUGAUUCUCUAUUGAUCGACUAAAAGAAAGCCUAUUUUUGUUUAUGAUUUCUAUAAAAUAUAUUUGAAUUUCCAAGACCAUCGAAAAUCAAUGGAAAAUGCAUGCUACUUAAGUAGUCAUUUUUUACCAAACACGCUUUCUACAGGAGAUUGAAAAGAAAUGCAUUUAAAAGCCGACAUCCUGUCGAAACCGAAAUGUUAUAAGAGUAUGCCACAAGAUAAUCAGUAUUACAGCCGCGACCAAGUAAUCCUCCCUAAUCGAAAACGCAUUUCAGAAUUUCAGCCAACAUUUCAUGAGAUAGGUCACCCACUGUAUUUGAGUAUAAAGUUUAAGGAAGUCAAAAUUUGCCACGAAAUGAGUACAGGAACCAAUAGUUUUGUACAUGUUUUGCAUAAAAUAUAUUUGGAUUUAUAAGGGCAUCGAAAAUCAGCCAGAAAAAUCCAUACUACAUAAUUAUCCAGCUUUUAUGGGCUGUGGUUUUUACAGACAGUUGGGAAAAAGUACGUUUAAAAACCAUGAGUCCCGACGUGACCGAGGUAUCUACGGAUUAUACUGCACGAUAAUCGUUAUGACAACCCUACAUGAGCAUUCCUUUCCAAUCGAAAACGCAUUUUAGAAUUCCGGCCAACAUUUUAUAGGAUUGUGCAUAGGUAGUUGUAAGCCUUUUUCCCAAAUCCAAUAGAUCCCUUUUCAGAUUUUAAGGAGACGUAGUAGUAGUAGUAGUAGUAGUAGUAGUAGUAGUAGUAGUAGUAGUAGUAGUAGUAGUAGUAGUAGUAGUAGUAGUAGUAGUAGUAGUAGUAGUAGUAGUAGUAGUAGUAGUAGUAGUAGUAGUAGUAGUAGUAGUAGUAGUAACAGUAGUAGUAGUAGUAGUAGUAGUAGUAGUUGUAGUAGUAGUAGUAGUAGUAGUAGUAGUAGUAAGCCUUUUUCCCAAAUCCAAUAGAUCCCACUUCAGAUUUUAAGGAGACCUGCAUUUCCUACUUUAACACCGACGCGAGAAGAGCGUGCAAACCCUUGUAAGGAUUGUCCAUUGUUCCGUCUGGACUCCUCAUUGUAAGGACAUCGAUGCUGAUGAUGGGAAAAUCCCCAGUAUACUUCACAUUCCUGAGUUCGGACGGACUACUGAGGACUAGCUAAGGUGAACUGCGUUCGCUGUUGUUGUUGUAGUUUUUACUAACUGUUUGGCUAUUAUGGUUGCUCUCCGGUAGCACUGCGACCAACCACUUGCUCCUUUUCAUGUUGGUUUUUUUGUUUUGGACAGGAACCGAGAACCCAGCCGAUGCGGACGAGCGACAGGAAGUUGCAAUCAGCAAGGCGACCGGUGGUAGUUACGUCGUCACUCAGAGGUGGCUCCACGACUUCAGCACAAUCACCAAACAGCCUGGUAGGCCAUGAAAAUCCCUCCCUUUCGUCUCAUUUCGGGCUGUCUGUCUUGCUGCCUACAAACGGCGCUAUUAAUCCAAAUACUUCAAGCCUUUGUUAUCAGUCAGUGUAGGUUCGUGUCUUAAGCUGUAAUGUCUCCGGCAACCUGUCCUUUUUCUGAGUUCUGGCAGUACCUGAUGCAACCAAAAAAAACCUCCAACAUUGUCUGAUGCAUCAGCCUCUUUUGUCUGAGAGCACGCAUUACUGUGUGACGUUCUAUCACCUUCCGAAGUUCCCAAAACGGGCGAGAGGUAGAUGCGGUGUAUCAACACGAGUGACUACAGUGAGUGACCGAUCUCAUGAAAUGUUGACUGAAAUUCUAAAAUGCGUUUUCGAUUAGGAAGGAUUUCUUGGUCGCGGUUAUAAUACUGAUUAUCUUGUGGCAUACUCUUAAAACAUUUUGGACUCGGCAGGAUGUCGGCUUUUAAAUGCACUUCUUUUCAACCUCCUGUAGAAUGCGUGCUUGGCAUAAAAAUGACUACUAAAGUAGCAUGCAUUUUUCCCAUUGAUUUUCGAUGGUCUUGAAAAUUCAAAUAUAUUUUAUUGAAACCAUAAACAGAAAUAUUCUUUCUUUUAGUCAAUCAAUAGAGAAUCACGUCUUCCUUAUAUUUUAUACUUAAGGAAAGAGUAUAAUUAAGUUUUAAAGAAGUUUUCUAAUUGCCGAAUAAUUUGGAGCCUGAGCAUUUGUUGCAUUAGCGCUUAGUGAUUUCAUUCUACAAGGUGCAUUCGUUCCGCAUAAAGAAAAUCACAUAUUUUUCUAUGCCAUUAAAGAGCUAUCAUACAGAUUUCUUGGUCGCGGUUAUAAUACUGAUUAUAUUGUGGCAUACUCUUAUAACAUUUUGGGCUCGGCAGGAUGUCGGCUUUUAAAUGCACUUCUUUUCAACCUCCUGAAAAAUGGCUACUUCAGUAGCAUGCUUUUUCCCAUUGAUUUUCGAUGGUCUUGCAAAUUCAAAUAUAUUUUAUAAAAACCACAGACAAAAUAUGCUUUCUUUUGGUCGUUCGAUAGAGAAUUGCGUCUUCUUUGUAUUUUAUACUCAAAGAAGAAGUGUGAUUAAAUUUUAAAAAGUUUCUAAUUAUGAGAUUUUUUAAGACUGUGCAAUGUCCAUUCAUACAGCAUCGUACAUGUCCAUUUACGACAGCUCCUCGUGAAACGUACAGAGUAGUCCGCAUCCACUGCCAAAUUUUGUAGACUCUGUAUAAUAUCCUUUUGAGGCAUAGAAAAAUGUGAUUUUCUUUACGCGGAACGCAGGCACCUUUUAGACUGAAAUUACUAAGCGCUAAUGCGACGACGGAUCAAGCUCCAAAUUAUUCGGGAAUUAUAAAACUUUUUAAACCCUUAAAAGAUUAAAAAGCGGUGCAUUAACGAGCUGACAUCCUGCCGAGUCCGAAAUAUUAUAGGAUUAUGCUGCAUUAUAAUCAGUAUUAUAACCACGUCUAAGUAAUCCUUCCUAACCGAAAACGCACUUCAGAAUUUCGGCCAAGAUUUCAUGAGAUCGGUCAUUCACUGUAGAUUGGGGUACGGCAGGCGUUAUUGGACAGGCCCACCCUUAAGAGACGUCAAAAUUGCGUGAGUGACGAUACGCGGCGCCCGUGUUUUUGCAUUACAUCCUGGUCAAGUGUACAUUGUGGACCAGGUGGUGUGGUGGUACACCUAGGUGCGGGUUUUUGCCGUACCAGACUCCGGUCUUCCUAACUCUGUAUUAACAGGCUGGGGGUGGGGUGGGAGAAGAGUGUGGUAGAUGCUACUAAAGUCUACUGUCGCAUUAAAUUACUUUAAGUUCAAUUCACCGCCUCUGCUCUCACCGUCAGCAGGGACGGUCGAACUGCCGAAAACCCCUCCUACUACGUUUACUGCCACAUUCGUUACCACCACUAUUACUAAUAAUAAUAACGGUACUACUACUACUACUACUACUACUACUACUACUACUACUGUCGUCAAUAUUGGCGCUGCCGCUACUACCAGUAUUACUGCUGCCACAAAUACCGCCAUUAUUAUCUGUUCAACCGUCCUAUACGGUGAUUUUUACCGUGUUCCCCGCUGCAUGACGAACGCAGAGCGGUGGCUUGCGCGUGAAUUAGUUUUUGAUGAUAGCAGACUGGCGCGCUAUCUGCCGCAUUCUCUUCUCCCUCCCUCACCUUGUCCCGGUAAUGCGACAUGAGUCGGGAUGACCGGUGGCCGUCCCAUGCGCAGUGACGGACAGAACUAUACGACUACGCGUGCCAUACACGCGCACAAUGCGCUACUUUUUCAAAAAUGGGACGGCCGGGAUUUCGCCUUAGUAGAAUCGCCAUAAAGGCUGCAUUAAGAAGGGACCGUUGAGUCUGGCUUUAGUCCCGAGCCCGUCACAUAUGCGCGUACUACACACACCAACACUACUAUUAAUAUUACUAAUGCUACCGCCAUUUCCAAUACGAUUGCUACUGCUGUUGCUAUCACUACUACUAAUACUACUAUUAUUGUUACUACUACUACUACUACUACUACUACUACUACUACUACUACCACUACUACUACUACUUUUUCUAUCGCCGUUGUUACUGCUGCUGCUGCUGCUCCUGCUGCUGCUACAAUCCUGUUGCUAUUAUCGCCAUUACUGCUACUAGUAUAACUGGUGCCAGUAUAGCAAACAUUAUCGGGGAAAUGGGACGUCUCACAUACUGCCUGCUAGUAACGUUACUCUUGUCGCUGGCGUUAUUAGCUGAGCGUUAUUCAGUAGCGUCUUCUGAGCAGCUCAUGAACCUGAUGUUUUGACUCAGGUAUCGUUGGUGUUUCUCUUAUCUCGGCUAAAUAGACUAGUCAUUUGUCGUGGUCCGAUUUCCUUAUCUUCAGUAGAAGAACAGUUUUCAGUAGGUUAAAAUUUUGUCUAAUUCUCGACCAGAUUCUAUACAACAAACCCUUAGCCAAUGGUGUCAAACCAAGUAAGCCUUAGAUGCACAUGUCAUCUGUUCCAGUGAGAUUAAACGUUCGACUGUAGACCAGCUGAAGCCCGUGGUGGUAGUGCGAUUCCCAGAUCCCACUGAUCGACUUCCAUCAAAAAAACGAUCGUUCUAUAGACCAAGUUGUCUUCACAGACAGACAGACAGACAACUUCGCCGUUUUCCAUCCUUUGAGCAGCAGCCGUCGCCACCACUACCAUCACAGCUGCGUUGUCCGUGUCAGACUUUUUUCCCUGAUGCGCCCCCAUUGCAGAUGCUCUGCCUCAACCUCGUCCACUUUGACGUUUUCUUCAAAUCUGCAACUAUUGUGAAUGCAAAAGCUGGAAGCUGAAGGCUUCUUUUCCCUGUUUUUUUUUUUUAUAGUCAAGACUAUGGAGGAUUGGAUUGGUCGUACGAAGGAAGACAGCAUAGAGAUAAAACCGGUGGCCGUCCACUCCCAUGUGGGCCGUAUGACAGCAGGUAAGGAACCCCCGACCCCCUCCCUCCCCUUGGCUCCCCGCAUCCGUCGAUGUGUGCUUGCACAAGCAUUUCCUUGUAUUCUGAUAUUGUCACCAGACUGUGAAUAGGGAACCAGACCGACCGAUGUUGGUUUGAACCAGUCAGCAAGCAGCCAGCUAUCGAUAAGUGCAAAGCUGCAGUUCCCGGUCCCCGCUUCUCAAAUGUUUCCAGUCGUACAAGCCGCCACCACUGUUGCAAUCACAAGCAACCACCAUUUAGUAAAGCCACGGAGCACGUCAAUGUCAUCAAUGACAUCCUCCCAACGUUCUCGACUGACCACGCGUCCGGUCGCCUCAAAUACAGGUCCAUACGCACAGCUUGAGUGAGCAUCCGAUCGACAGAAGGUCUCACUUCCCGUCCAAAUUGAAGGCUGUACGCUCAGUCUAGCCUUUUUUUACUUCUGGUAAUCACCGGCUGAAUUAGCGUAGUGGGAGCCCGGUCAAGCUAAGUAACCUGGUUUCCGUUCUUCAACAGUUGGUCCUAAUAGGCAUCUGACUCACUUAGUUGGUAACCACAGUCCAUUGCGUAUAUCGAGCUGCAGUUUUAGAUCCCGAAGCGAACAUCAUUUUUGCGCUCUUUAAGUCCUGAUUUCGAUUGCGAAUGCUAGUUUUCAUCUAAAGACUGGGAAGCUGGAUGAUGUCUUGCCCAUUUUUAAUGGAAUUUCUUCUAGACUCCAUCUACAGGCUUCUGUAGGUCACUAAGAGGUCAUCCGAAAUAUGCAUGUUUUGAGCUUAUAGUUAAGUUUUUCCGUCAGUUAGCUAGGGGAUGAAACUUCUUCCUAUCGUAUCUAGUACCGAAAAGCAACUUGACCGAUUAUGCAGUUGUCUUUCACGCUACUGCAACUUCUUAAACACGGGCGGUCCCUGCAAUCAGUCCCAGUGUCCCGAGACCCGACGGCUGCCCCCUCUGUUGCCGGCAUUACGCGGGCAAUUUUCUUUAGCCAGCAGCACCUUGCUUACGUGGACCAUCAGCUCAGCUGACAGCUGGUUUCUCGCCGUCGUUCGUACCAUUCCAUCAGUUCACCUGUUGCGGGCAAUGAAGUCGCUAGUAGUCUGCCCAACUUGCUUGACCAACUUCGUUCUCCUCCAGCGUCUGUGCAACCUGUUCCCCAACUGUCAGCGAAAACAGAAGCCUGUCAGAGGCUUUGUGUGGCUUGCAUACGUAGGUAACGUCCCACACAUAGGGGGUGGGCGAAAACAAUCACUUCUGCGACCUUCGUUUCAAAUCCCCCCCCCCCAGUUAGUUGUCUUAUGCGUGCACUAUAUCGUGUCCACCUCGUGUUUAGAGGAUGUCCCCCCCCCCGCUGUCAGUUCUUUUCGUCCAAUAUGAAUCGAGGUGGGUGUUUACACCAGUUGGUCACUGGCCUUGUGACGCUAUGGAUCCCAAAACAGACUACGCGGUAGAUGAGCUGGACUAACGCGGGGGGGCCAUAUUGGAUUCUGGCAGGCGUUAUCGGGGAUACACACUCAUAACUGCAGCGUAUCCUUCCCGGGCCGUCAGGACAUCAUGCCACAAACGCCUGACAAGCGAACGAUCAAGGUCAUGACCCCCUGUUCACACUUUCUUUGUGCUGAUUGGCCACCCAUCAGCCUAUGGCAGUCCCCCUUGCUAUAUAACCGACCGCUUCCACAAGCCUCCUCACUUGUGCUGUUUACCGUACUCGGUAAAAGUCCUGUUUCGGUUAGAUGAUAGUUGGUAGCCGUCCUGACACCGCAAACUCCCAGCUGCCUGUCAAUCGGGACCGGUGGUAAUAGGGGCUAUACGGGUGGGACAAUUGAGUGGACGGGUAAAUGGCGAUUGUAGUAUAUGCUCGCAAUUGACGCUCCUGAUAAAGUGGAAGCCUAAUUUAGAUUAUGUGAAAAAUACAAGGAAGGUAUGGAAAUGAGCAAGGAGAUUUUGAACGGUGUGCAGAAUAAAUGCAUCCUAGCCUCAGAUUGGAAGGAAAAGCAAGUGAAGGCGAACAACCAAUGGGAAGAAGGCAACUGGUCCGAAGGUCAUUCCGCAGUGUGUGCGAUAGAACUCCAUCCAACAUAAUGGACAGAAGAACACGAAAGUCAAACAGCGGCACGCGGGACGCCACAACGCAAGCCGGGUAAGACUUUUAUGCGAAAAAUUGGGUUGGGCGGAAGAUAAAAUCUGCAAAUAAUGAGGCAGUCGAAAGCUACCUCUGCUAAUGAAAGUUGAUAAAGGGUAAGCCUCAUUGUUAUCGUUCCCGGUGCCAAUCCGCCCCGGAUAGUACCUCCACAAUGAAUCUGGUACAGGUAAUACAGCACGCACGUAAAUUUAGAAGCAUAAUGAGAACGUAAUCAUAGCUACUGAAAUCAAGCCAGUAGGUACAAUUCUGGAUUCUGUGGACACGGUUGCCAACUACCUCUUCUAAUGACAGUUUAUAUAGGGUAAGCCUCAUUGUCAUCGUUACCGGUGCAAAUCUGCCCAAGAUAGCACCUCUAAAAUGAAUCUGCUACAGGUAUUACAGCAGGGGCAUGAAUUUAGAAGCAUAAUGAGAACGCAAUCACAGCUACUGAAAUAGAGCUAGUGGGUACCAUUGUGGAGACUGCGGGCACGGCUACCAACUAUCAUCUUACCCCUAUUUCCAAUUAACCUUCUGCUUUGCAUACAUAACAAUAACAAAUGCCUAUUUUUGGUGUGCGGUGGCAGGCCCAACUGCUGGCUCAUGUCGCGUCCAUUGGAACCCUUGCCGCCCUCCCGUUUUUCGUUUUUGGUUAAAAUCCUGAUCGAGUGUUUUUUGUGGACCAUGGGGUGUGGCGGUACGCCUAGAUGUGGAUCCGGCUUUGUCAGUUACCUGCGCCCUCUCCGGUUUUUCGACUUUGUCUUGACCCCGUCUCUAGGUUGAAGAAGAGGAGGGGGUGUGGUAGAUGCUGUGUAAGUCUACUCUCACUAUAAAAAAAACCACUUGGAAGCCAUCGUGCGUGCUGUCAUCGUGCUGUGUUGCACACGAUGGCAAGACGGUUAAACUGUCGACGUAACGUACCAGGCCAGGUCUGCUAAGACAUACUAACAUCCUCCCGGAUGGCGAUGGAAUACGGUUAACCUUCAUGCAUCAUUUAUUUCAUCUCAGACUAGCCUACUCUCCACUCCGCAUUUUGUGGUCCCACCGUAAAACGGUUUAUAAUUACUCUAUGGCUGUUUUUCCCGCAUUAAUGAUGAGAAUGAUACUGGUGUUCAAAUGCAGAAUUAUUUACUAUACUUACAGCACCAGUGCUAGUGUUUCGCUGAUCUUGUGCCGCCACGUGACGCGACUACAGGAGGUAAGACCCAUCAGUUGGUCCCCCAUCGUUCCUCUUAUUCUUUCUGACGUAGGAAAUCAACUUCCGCGGAAAUUACUGCGCGAACUGGAAGUAAUUACUUGAGCUUAAAUCUGUUGGCCAGUAAGGCUGUUGGCGGUGACGAUGAUCAGAAGUUUUUGUCUGCUCAAUCCAGGUUUCGGUGUGUUUUAGGUCUCUCGGAUGCCGAAGCCGACUCAAAGCGCAUAGUGCGCCACUCCAUGCCCUACGGAAGUGUCACGGGGGAAGCGGGCCUCUUUUUCAUUGGCUAUUCUUCCACGCCCAAAACCCUGGAUUGGAUGCUUGACCGCAUGGCGGGUUUAACUCCCGACGGGACUGCAGAUAGUCUCUUUAACUUCACCAAACCCCUCACUGGCACCUACUUUUAUGUGCCCAGCCAAGUUGAGCUGCAGGAAAUCUUUAAGAAGUGCUCCAAGUAA